AUGAAAAUAACAUCUUGCGAGUCGGAGGAAAUUCGUAAACAACUCGAGACUAUGAAGCAAACAGAACCUUUGAGUGACGAGAUAUCUAAUCAUGACAUUCAUCAUUUUGCGGCCAUCUACGUCGUCUUCACCGUGCUGGCAGCCGGAGGAGCAGCGCUGGCCUGGCGGCGCUGGCGCCGACGCGCGCGCGCGCCCCCACCGCAGCAGCAGCAGUGUUGUGUUAGUGAAAGUGUUUCUUAUAGCAAAAAUGGGCAAUCUAGUGAUAAAGCAAAGUGUAGUGAAGUGAAAGACAAACCUAUUCAUUCGCACAAAUCGAAAAAGGACCACGGCACGUCGCCGGUGCUCCGCUCGCAAUUCCGCCGUUUCUUCGGCGUGUACCCGGUAGGCGGAUUAGCAGUGGGCGCGCUGGCGGCGGGCGCGAGCGCCGAGGCCGCGCUGCCGCUCGCCACCACCGGGCCCGUGCAGCGGAUGGAGCCGCUCAACAACCUGCAGGUCGCGAUAAAGAACAACGUGGACGUAUUCUACUUCGCGUGUCUCAUCCCCGCGCACAUCCUUUUCACUGAAGACGGGCAACUAGACAAGCGGGUGUUCCUCACCACCUGGAAAGAAAUACCCGCCGCUAACGAGGUCCAACACACGCUCUCAAACGUCAUAGGAAACGCCGACUCCAUCGCCCAGAAAAUGACCCUAAACAACAUCUUCACCAUCGCAAAACGCAACGUCGAAGGACAAGACAUGCUCUACCAAUCACUCAAACUUACCAACAAUAUCUGGGUCCUUCUAGAACUCAAACUACAACCUGGCAACCCCGAAGCUACCCUCAGCUUGAAAUCUCGGACCGUAGAAGUCGCCACCUGCAUAUUCCAAGCGUACGAAGCGAUCAUCAAGUCUUAAUCUCUCAGAUGCUAUUUAUAUGUAUAUGUUGAUCUAUUGUUAAAGUAUUAUGUAUACUACGUUGAUAGAAAUUUGGUAAUGUAAACGAACGUUUUGUCUUUUUACAAUAUCAUAGGUCCAGAUAGGUGUGAUUUGAUAAAAUAUUAGUUUGAUUUACAUUUAUUAUAAUUUCUAUUGAAUAUAUUGAAGUAAGAGCGGUCAUAUAGGAAUCGCUUAUUCAGUAGAAUGUGUGAAGUAGCUUCUACAAUCGAAGUAAAGUUUGGCUAAGCGUCCUAAUAUGGUGACUAAUAUUAUGACAAUUUAAGUUCUCCAAACAUUUGCCCGAGAUUUCGUAAGGGCUGUAAACUAGGCUUUAAUACAAUAUAAUAUCAGCUUUAGUAAUUCGAUUAUAGGAUACCUACUAGCUUUUGCCUACGGCUUUGCCCGCGUGAAAAUUUAUUUGUCACAGAAAACGCGCGUCACUGUUUCAAUAGGAUACCUACUAGCUUUUGCCUACGGCUUUGCCCGCGUGAAAAUUUAUUUGUCACAGAAAACGCGCGUCACUGUUUCAAAAACUGGAUAAAAACUUUUUCCGGAACUAUACCAAAUUAUAUCAAAAACGGUUCAAAGGUUUAGGGGUGAAAGCAUGACAAAUAGACAGUUACUUUCCUUUAUAAUUUAGUAGGAAUUGAAUCUUUGUAUGACCGCUCUUGCUGUAAAUGAUGAAGAUAGACUUUACGACUGUAAAUUCCAUUGUAGAGAUGUAUGAAUGAUAAUUAUUAUGAGUAUAAUGUAAGUUAUGAAAUUAUUUAGCAGCUCAUAGCGUCGCGCCGAGUGAUUGAGACUAUGAAGUAUAUCAUGCUAUAUUAUGGCGUUUAAAUAAAUGAUGUUAUAACAUA
This is a messenger RNA of Ostrinia furnacalis (Asian corn borer), 1772 nucleotides long. RefSeq names its product AP-2 complex subunit beta-like. The transcript is spliced from 4 exons. Bases 1 to 894 code for a protein of 297 amino acids. The record is from RefSeq and is a predicted model, not a curated record. Gene Ontology annotation, biological process: intracellular protein transport; vesicle-mediated transport. Lineage: Eukaryota; Metazoa; Arthropoda; Insecta; Lepidoptera; Crambidae. Gene Ontology annotation, cellular component: clathrin adaptor complex; membrane coat.